Messenger RNA from Blumeria graminis f. sp. triticale, 4380 nucleotides. Lineage: Eukaryota; Fungi; Ascomycota; Leotiomycetes; Helotiales; Erysiphaceae. The record is from the annotation of a GenBank genome assembly.
AUGUCGAGGGAUAGAAGCAACAGUAAUCCCGCAGCAGAGCUCAAGGGGUCUAAAGUGAACCAAAACACUGUUAUUAUACCGAAUGACCUUAUCUUACUAUCCUCACAUGAGCAAAUGCAGGGCCCAGAUAAAACUCAGCAAGCUGAGGCUGUGGAAAACGAGACUGGUAGUACCUCAAGAUACAUGAGAUCUAGUGUGUCGGGACCAAUAAAGACCGCUCUAGAUAAGGAUCGAAAAUUACCUCUAACUGAUGAGCCGAACUUACAAGACGCCGAAGGCACGCAUAGAAACUCUUCCGAUUCUAGAAAGAAGAAAACUUCAUGUAGGGAAUUUGGAGAUCGUUACAGCAAAAGAACAACAUCAGGACCUGAUUAUGGUCCUCCAAUACCUUUUGCGUCAAUCAAGCGGCCGACAGGUGGCCCAAUGCCCGUAAACACACUUAAGAAUAAAAGCAAAGACAACUAUUAUACAUGCAAAAAACCAAGGUUGAACAGAAACAGCAAAUCAUUUAACACUCAGGAAGACCUCAGAGGAGACUGUAUGCUGAAUAAGAGACGAAAACCUCGUGGAAAUUCCUCUCUCAUCGAUUUAGAUGCAGUAACUAGGCUGUCAAAAAAUCAAAAUCAAGAUCCUCAACUCCCAGCAUCAAACCAAUGCCUUAAUCAGAACAUUCCUGUGUCAGAGCUUUGUGAGGUCGAUGAUGUUACAAGGCAUAAGAAAAGACUGAGGAGCAAAAGCCUUCACACUGCGCUUAACCUCCAACCCUUGAAAAUACAGAAAACAAAAUCGGUCUCAGUAGAUCUUAUUCCAAUUGAAAUCAAAUCCUCUUCUAGAAAUGAUACUGACGCCAAAGAACCUGCUAUCAGUAAAGAUGAUGAGAUUGAUCUUUUUUCUACAUCCGAAUCCACUACAAAAUCAAAAAAUACGAAUGAGAAUCUUGCGGAGCGAGGUUCGAGUUUAAAUCGUGGGCUUACCAACUUGGCUACUAGCAGCUUCAAAGGGCACACGGUUUCACCCCACUUCAAUCCUAAUAAAAAUAUUAAAGUCCUAGGCAAUAAAUCUAACUCAGAAACUAUUCAUAUACCUACAAGAAGAACCAAUCUUUCUUCCAGGGAUGAUGAUGAAAUCUCCACAGAUAAAAGUGUUGAGAGAAGACUUUUAACGCGACCUUGUCAUGAUGAGAGUUUUGACGAGAUUUCAGCUACCCAUUACAGAGAGGCAAAUAAAUUCAGAAAAGCCUCCAGAAAUACCAUGGAAGGAAUGGAAAACCCUCCAAGAGACGCAGCUGAUCCAUGGGCCAGUAGAAAACUUGAUAAACAGUUUCAUAAAAAACUGAUUUCGGAUGAAGAAUGCAACACUCGUAAAGUUGCGCCGUCCCCGACACUCCUCAAAAAGUCAAUCAAGAACAGUAUGAGAGAAUCAAGAUUUCAAGUGAUACAGGUCUUCUGCGGUAGCAAGGUGUGGUUGGUUUCUACUAAGGAUGAAGAUAUGGAAUCAAAAGAAAUGUGGACGGUCAGUUUGAAUCAUGAAGAAAAAUCAUUGGCAAUUUACAAUGAGAUGAGUAAAUUUUUACCCGAUCUGGAGCUAGGAAGAGUGAACAAAAUACAGUGGUCUCUAGCGCACGGAAAAAUCUUAAUUUCCAAGCCAGCAUCACCUCAAAUCGCCAAUGGUGCUCAUAGAAUUUGUCUAGAAUUUAAAACAUCGGAUGAAUGCAAGAAAUUUUUGAGGAGACUAAGAAGAGUUGACCCUAACGUAAUAUUUAUUCACAGAGAUGGAGUGCGUCACCUUGAGAAGAUAUUCGAGCACACUCGCAAAGUAGCAGAUCUAGCAGUGUCAAAGUCUACACAAAAGGAGCCUCCUACUACAUUACACAUUGACGAAACAGAUAAUCUAAAAUCGCUCGAGACUUACCGUAAAAAAAGUGAAGAUUACUCGAGUCACAAUUCGGAUAUUAUACCAUCUCCUUCCGAUAGGUCAAGAAGCAUCGUCAAAUCUAUGACCACCCGCUGUCAAUUCGAUGAGGCUCGGAGUAAGAUUAAACUUGACUCGGAGAUUUCGCAAAAAUUUUCAUCGCAUUCAGAAAAUGAGAGCCCCAUUCAGCGUAGUGCACUUUAUAGUAGAGAACCAAGAUCUCCUGCAAAUAAAAGGAUCAUUACAAACAUCGAUGAUAUCCGUUCAAGCACUCCCGAGCCUGAGAAAUGGACCAAAGCUAAUCCGAAGUGGGUGGACCAAUGGUAUUCAAGUGUAGUUUAUCCGAAGGAAGGUAAAAAUAAAGCUACCGUUGACCAAGCAGAUAUUGAGAGAUUAGAUGAAGGUGAAUUCAUAAACGACAAUCUUAUGAUGUUUUAUCUACGAUGGCUACAGCAUCGAACUGAGCAAGAAUAUCCUGAGGUAGCUAAACGUGUCUACUUUUACAACACUUUUUUCUAUGAAAGGUUGACCAAAAACUCCAAAGGUAAAACCGGGAUUAAUUAUGAUAAUGUUGAACGAUGGACAUCAAAGAUUAAUCUGCUGGAAUAUGACUAUAUCGUCGUUCCUGUCAAUGAGAAUUUUCAUUGGUACGUCGCGAUUAUUUGUAAUGCCCCUAAACUUCUUGAUGCGCCCCAAAUCUCAGACGCUAGGCUUGAAUUUGGUAAAAAUGCGAAUAACACAUAUGAUCAGAAAUUUUCGAGCUCUUCAAUAAUACCAUCAAGCCCCAUCCAGCUCUCUACUCACAUCCCUGCGUUGGAAACCAACUUAAAGACAAAUAAUGUUUCUCUAGCCGCCCAAACUAGCGACAAUGAUGACGAGACUGAUCCAAUACUUCUCGAAUCUCCACAAACUAGGUACAUUUCGACAAGUGACUCAUACAAAAAAACAAAUGAAAAGUUGGAAAAUUCAAUAGAACAACAUCGAAGCUUUAAUCCAUCCAAACCUCGAAUAAUUACACUAGAUUCCUUUGGUCAGGCCCACUCUCUGACCUGCACAAAUCUAAAGAAAUAUUUGCUCAAAGAAAUUGAGUCAAAAUUUAACAGGAAGAUUCAAGACCCUGGCAAUCUCGGCAGAACAGCAAAAAAAAUUCCCCAGCAAGAUAAUUACUUCGAUUGCGGACUUUUCGUUCUUGGAUACAUCGAAAUUUUUCUUCGGAGCCCAGACGAGUUCAUAUCAAGCCUUUUGCAAAAUAAAUUCCCAGAGAAUAUGGAAUGGCCAAAACCUUCCGAUAUGCGUGCCAAGAUUCGGUGCUUGCUUUUGGAUCUACAAAAAGAUUAUACAGAGGAGGAAACAACCCCAAAUAAAAAGGGCUCUUCUAUAAAGUAUGUUAAGGAGAUACACGGUGAUGAUAACCAAAAUAAAGCGCUACUGAAAGAGAAUUCCAAGAAUUUAGAAGCUUCAAGUACGCCAAGUUCCUCUAAAACCAUUCAAUUAUUUAAACCAUCGCAUGAUUCUAAUGAAACCCAGAGCUCUUCCAGACUAAAAAAAUCUCCCUUUUCAAAUCGACAAAGCGUCCUAGUUAGUACGGAAAUAGAUGAAAAACGGUCUCGCAAACUUCGUGAUUCAACCGAUCAAAAACAGUCAAGUCUAGCCCUAGAAAUGAGCUCAAAAUUUAGAUAUUGUCCUGGUAAGAGGCAUCUCCGUAACCCCUUGGGAUCUCGCGAUAGUAAGUUUUUUGAAAUAUCUUUGCAAGAUAUCCCGACUAUGGAAACAAAGCCUUUACAAGGAAUAUCUCAGCCAGCUUCAGUGCUAAUGAAAGAUCAAGAUAUAAGUCUUCAAGGUCGAAUUUCUCCUCCAGUUCUAUAUAUAUCUGCUAGUCCAGAGGCUGAGGAAAAUCUUGCCAAAUUAUCAGCUAAUAAUUUAACGCAUUCAACACUAGAAAAAAGCUCUCCUAGUCCUUACCUCAAUGCCAUUGACAAAAAUCAGGCAAGUAUUCCCAGAAGAGAAAGAAUUGCCACUCGGCUCGCCAUUUCUCGCCCUGCUCCAAGAUGUGAGACUGAUAAUCGUGAUAUCUAUAUUCAAAAUGUAAACGAACUAAAUGAUAGCCAUUUACUAUGUGCCUCUGCUUCAUUAGAUACAAAUGAUUCUUUUCAAUCUUUUCAAUGUCUUUCAACUGGCGAUAAGGCUCCGGAAGCCGGACGUCUAUUUUUGUCCUCACUUAUUUCGAAGAGAUUUAGUAACCGACAAAACUAUCACCCGCCGAGUGCUAUUCCGAUAAAUAAUGACUCUGGGAGUCAUGAUAAUGAUAUCAAGGGUCCAACACUACGAUCCAGGACAUGCUCGGAAUCAUGGCAAAGAGAUGGGCUCGAAAAGGCAAUGAUUAAAAAAUCGUCAAAGCCUGCUGUGGCACAUGACAACAGACAUGCAUGUAACCAAAAAAAAGACUCGUCUGUUAUUUUAAUUGAAUAA